CUAGAACACCUUAAAAUCCUUUCAUCGCGGUAUAAAUGAUGAUUUUGGUCCCACUAAUUAAGCCUUUAUUUAUUGCCCGACCCAUCCAAACGACACGCCGCAAAUGUUCUCCUCUACUGCCCGAUCGUCGUGGUUCUGUGGUGUCUAGCUUCACCCCAGUCGCUCUGUAUUCGGAUUAUCGGGUCGGUUCACUUCAGAUGGAUCCUCAAAUGCAGAAUGGCGAUGUCGCCGGUGUACCCGCCGCUUCUGAUGCCGGUGGAGCGAAACAGGAAGACGGUCAUGAUUCGGGUCCGGCGGGAAUCGGAGCUCCUGGCGACCCGCAUUCAGAUGAAAUGGAGAAGACGGCGAUUGCUAGGUCGGUGGUCGACACUUCUGCUCCGUUUGGGUCCGUCAAAGAGGCUACCACCAGAUUCGGCGGAAUCGGGUUCUGGAGGCCCACCAAACACAACCCGUACGGCCGUGAGUCCGAGGUUACCAAUGAGGUUGACAUUGCCAAAAUGGAGAAGCAAGCUGCCCAGUUAAAAAGUGAUUUGAUUCUUAAAGAAAAGGAAACGCUUUCUGCUCUAGAAGAACUGGAAACCACCAUGAAUACCGUGGUGGAACUAAAAGCAAAGCUCCAGCAUGCAGAUAUUCUUGUUGCCGGGAUUAAUGAUGGUGGUCCCAGUAGUUCGAUUAUGUUCCCAUCAUCAACCCCCGGACUCAUCUUAUUGGAAUUGAAACAAGCCAAACUAAACUUAACCAAGACAACAGAUGAUCUCGUGGGCAUCCGAACUGCGAUUGAAUCUUACAAGGCAAGAAUAGAGAAAGAGAGGGUCUUGCUUGAAAAGACCAAGAAAAGGCUCGUUUCCAGUACCAUGAAAGUCUUGUCCCUCAAGGAAGAGGUGAGUCAAACGAACCAAAGACUCAAAGAUUGUGAUAAUGAUCCGCUGCAUGUCACAUGGGAGAUUCAGAAGCUGAGUUCGGAGGCUGAGCAUCUCAAGAAGGUUCUAGAAGCGACAAAAUCAGAGGUUCUUAAGGCUAUGUGUGAGAUUGAACAGACAAAGUCAAAGAUUAAGACUGCCGAGAGCAGAUUGGUUGCAGCUAAAAAGAUUAAAGAAGCUUCUAGGGCCACUGAGGCUUUUGUUCGUGCUGAAAUCAAUGCCUUAAAGAGCAAUGAGAUGAAACCUGAGAAAGGAAUAACCCUUGCAGUCGAGGAAUACACUUCAUUGACCAGAAAAGCUCAAAAUGCAGAGGAAACACUUAAGAGGAGAGUUGUUAGUGCCGAACUUCAAGUUGACGAAGCCAAUGUCUCGAAAACAGAAACAUUAACCAAAGUUGAGAAAGUCACAGAGGAGCUUAUGACAAGAAAGGCUGCGUUAGAAGAGGCACUUAGCCGAGUCGAGGCUGCCAAUCGCGCUAAGUUAGAAGUUGAGGGGGCUAUGCGCAAAUGGAGAUCUGACCAAGGUCAAAGAAAGUCUUCUGUGAAAAAUCCAACCAAAUUCAAGAACUCUAGUAAGGGUCUUCCUCUUGUCGAUGGCGAUAACCCACCACCAACUGUUUUUCAGUCGACAUUAUCAAUAGGACAGAUAUUGAGUAGAAAACUGCAUUCCUGGGAAGAAUCAGCGCGCGUAGAGAAGAGCAGCGGAAAACAGAAAGGGUCAAUUUCCCAAAUGUUUUGCAAGUCAGGCAGCGUGUUGAAUUUGAGAGAUGGACAAGAGAAUGCACGUAAAGAUGUUACUCUGAAGGAAAAAAAGAAGCUUGGCCGCUUCUUUCGAGUCUCAGUUGUGAGUAAACAAGGCAAGGUGACACCGAAAUUCAGCAUCACUUAGGGAGUGUUUGCAACUGCUUCUGCUUAAAAAAAAGCACUUUUGGAAAAGUAAUGAAAAAGUGAUUGGUAGUAAAAGUUGAUAGUGUUUGAGAAAAAAGUGAUUUUGAAAAGUAAAAGUUGGUAGUGUUUGGUAAAAUAAGUGCUUUUUGUGUAAUAGAAAAGGGAAAAGCACUUUUCACACGCAAGCCGAGAAAAAGUAAAAAUUGGUAGUGUUUGGUAAAUAAGUGCUUUUUAAAGCCAAAAGCUGAGAAGUGCUUUUUUUUAAGCAGUUGCAAACACUCCCUUAGUCUCAUGCUGUCUACAUUAGUAUUUAGUACUGGAGAACCUCUUCUGCUAAAGAUAUCUCUUCAGCGCCUCAUCUGAAGAGAAAAAGUGCUUCAUUAGCACUUCUAACAGCAAAUUGACCUAUUUCACCAUCACCAAGUGCUUCAUUAGCACUUCUAAAUGCAAAUUGGCCUAUUUCACCACCACCAACCUGCAUCUAUUGUUAAAAUAGGGAGUAGAUUCUAUUUAUUGAUGUGGUAUAUGUGUUUUAGAAAGAGCGGGUAAUGACCCGUCAUGCUGAUGGAUUUUUGCCAUGCCAAAAACGAUUACAGAUUUGCAGCCACCAAGAUCUCUUCAGCUCCUCAAAGUUUUUCGCUCAUUCAUUUUUAACCAGUUGUAAUAUUUUACUGUCAAUACUCAAUAUGAUGUGCCUGUACACUACCCCCAUCACAAAGUUAGUUAUUCUUGCAAUUAACUUAAGACACUCUUAAU
Molecule: messenger RNA, 2563 nt
Organism: Cuscuta epithymum
Lineage: Eukaryota; Viridiplantae; Streptophyta; Magnoliopsida; Solanales; Convolvulaceae
Source: the annotation of a GenBank genome assembly